This is a messenger RNA of Pieris macdunnoughi, 1065 nucleotides long. The record is from the annotation of a GenBank genome assembly. Lineage: Eukaryota; Metazoa; Arthropoda; Insecta; Lepidoptera; Pieridae.
AUGUCUUUAUUGCAAACUCUUUCUUACCAAGAUUACAAGUCUAUAAGAAAUCUUAGCACAUAUCAAUGCGAGGUUAUUGCAAGACUAGCGGAUUUAAAAAUAACAUUUGAUGGAACAAAAAUUGCUGGUGAACUGCUGUUAAAGUAUUUAGACCGUAAAGGCUAUUCAGUGCAAGAAUACAAAGAACUUCUUAUAACAGCUCAAAACACAAAAACUAUUACAACAUACUAUAAACCACAAUCAAAAGUUGCAAUAUUAAUAGCCAACGAUAAAUAUGAACAUUUAUCAAAAUUGGCAACUCCAUCAAUAGAUUGUGAAUCAUUGGCUUCAAAUCUGAGAAAUUUGGGAUUUAUCACAGUAAUUAUAAGGAAUUCUACUAGUAGCACACUAAAAAGUAAUAUCACAAAAGUUAUUGAUUUAAUUCCAGAAGAUUCAUACUGUUUCAUCUUUUACGCAGGCCAUGGUUGUGAGUUGUGCAAUACAAAAUGCUUACUAGGCAUUGAUUGUCCAACAGACAACAUAUCCUUAAGUCAUUGUGUUACUGAAAACUGGUUGUUACGAGAAGUGUAUAAAUGUAAACCAGAACUAUGCAUCUUAAUUAUGGAUAUGUGCCGAAUGUGUUUGGAUAGAGAAACAAAUCCAAAUAUAUUUAGUUCAUUAUGUUGUAUAGAAGAGUAUGCAAUACAUAGCAAUUUAUUAGUUAGCUAUUCAACUCAAUCAUCAAAAGCUGCAUACGAAGUAUUGCAAAUAGAAUGCUCAACAACAAUUGAUAAUGAUGUAACUUAUGAACUAAAAACAGGAGAUACAGAUAAAAUUGUGCCUGCAGCCAGUCAAUAUGUUAAUUCUUUGUGUUCAAGAUUGACUGAUUAUGUUGAUGUCUGUACAUUACUAGAUAAUGUUCAUGCAGAUGUAGAAAGUUGUACAAAAAAACAAAGGCCAAUCAAAGUUCAAUGUGGAGUUUCAAAGAGAUCUCUUUAUGACCCAGUCAAAGAAUCGAAUGCUGAAUUAUUGGACAGGCUUAGAAAAGCAUGUGAAGAAUUUAAUGAUCAAUGUGAUAUUUUUUAG